AGCUACAUAGUAAGUGAUUGCAAUGACGAAAAGAUUGCUCCUACAAUACCCUCCGGAGCUUGAGAAAAGAUACACGGUAAAAGAGACUAUAGGAUCAGGUGGUUUCGCAAAGGUAAAACUUGCCAUCCACAAGGCCACUGGAGAGAAAGUAGCUGUCAAAGUCAUGUGCAAGGACUCCUUAGGGGAAGAUCUUCAUAGAGUACAGCUGGAGAUUGAUGCGCUGAAAAAUCUGUCUCAUCGUCACAUCUGUCAAUUGUACGAAAUAAUAGAGACACCUUUACUAUUCUGCCUCAUAAUGGAGUAUGCACCCGGAGGAGAGUUGUUCGACUACAUAAUUGCUAGAGACCGGUUGAAGGAGAGCGAAGCAGUAAAGUUCUUUCGCCAGAUUACUGCUGCAGUUGCGUACUGCCACAGUAAGGGGUUCGUCCACCGAGACCUGAAACCAGAGAAUCUUCUUUUAGAUGAGCAGCAAAACCUCAAGCUGAUAGAUUUUGGUCUUGCAUCUAAACCGAUGGACGUCAAGCACCAACUUCUACACACGUGCUGCGGAUCUCCAGCUUACGCUGCACCAGAAGUUAUAAGUGGUCAGCCGUACAUAGGCACUGAGGCUGAUCUGUGGAGUAUGGGGGUAUUAUUGUACGCUCUGCUGUGUGGGUUUCUCCCAUUUGACGACGACAACACGGCUACUCUAUAUAGACUUAUCCAGGAGGGACGCUAUAAGGUUCCAGACAGACUCUCUAAAGAAAGCACCCGACUCAUCCAGGGGUUACUUCAGGUGGACCCUAAGAGACGGUUAUCUGUCACGGACCUCCUCAGCCACCCCUGGCUUUGUCAUGGAGAUAGACCUCCAGUUCAACCAUUUGAUGUUUUAGAGGAUAUCCGAACACGGGAGGUUGAUAUGGAUAUAGUUCAACAGAUGGCAAUACACAUGGGCGUAUCCUUGUCUGAUAUGCACCCUUUAGUCGUCGCUUGGGAGUUCGAUAAAUAUACCGUACUAUACCUCUCAAUGCUCAAAGCAAAAGAAAAUGGCAAGAUAAUUAAGCUGUCUAGGUUGUGGUAUCCCGCUGACCGAGUGUCAGGAUCCUGCCUUCCCCCUGGUGCUGCUCGGCGUUGUUCAGCUCCCCCCACCGUUCACUUUAAGUUCAACCUAUCACUUGGAGUUGCAGCUCCCGACUACAACAGCAGAUCUAUCCCUAAUUCGCCGUGUCAAGAACGCAAAACUGGCAAUCAUAAUAAGAUAACGUUAGGGGUGAUAAAGAGUUCGAAAUCACUGGACGAGAUUACUCACGCACGUGACAAAACGCCGUUUACUGUCAUAACUGAUAAAGUCAGAUCGCGGUCAUGUCAGAGUUCGCUAGAUAAAAGACGUAACAUGGCGGUUUAUGCGGAUGAUUCUGUUAAAGGGUCACCCUCCCACCACAGCAUGGAGAGCAGAAGUGGAGAGUUCGCUGGUUGUGGAGGAAGGCGUCGCAGUAGUUUAACUGAGUUUGUACGGCAAUUAUUCAGUCUGGGAAAGAGAUCGAGUUUGUACGGCGGCACAGAUAAAUCGACCGGACCCAGAAAAGUUAACAAGGCGUUAUACAGUGUGUCGACCACAUCGACCCACAGCGCUGAACACGUGUUAGCGGAACUGCAGAGAGCGUUACAUAUCAAGGGGGUUCAGAUCAAGAAAUCAGACCGUUUUCCCAACUACCUGCUGAGGUGUACAGUAGCAGAUAAACGCGGUAAAACAAACAUUGUAUUCGAGCUGGAAGUCUGUCACCUCCCCAGAAUGGACCUUAUAGGUGUAAGAAGAAAGCGGGUCAAGGGUGAUACUUGGGAAUACAAAAAGUUGUGCGAGGAGAUCUUAUCAAUCGCUAAACUCUAAGAUGCUUCCCAAGGUCGUAGACCAUCUCCAUAAAGUCCUCGCUGAAUUUAUAUUAGUCAGUCGUACCUACGGUCAGUCAAAAUCGUCAAUCAGUUGGAGUCAGGAACUGAUGCAAGAAACUGAGACUCAGGCAAAUCUUUCGCUCUUAUUUGAAGAAAACGUUAUUAAGUCAAAUUUUGCUAAGUUGUGAUUAUUUUAGAAUUAGAUAAUAAUAUGAACAUAAAAUAUCUCUUAUAAGUUAUAUAGGAGAUAGGGUAAACGUCGUCCUACCCUAGAGGGUGAGGCUGAGGCUGAGGCUGAGGCUGAGGCUGAGGCUGAGGCUGAGGCUGAGGCUGAGGCUGAGGUUCCUUGGACACGAUGUGUAGGACCUCGUGAACCCAAGUGAAAGAUCGACUGACGAUUUCCGAAAUGACUAAAUGAGUGAAACAAUUUACUCAUCUUGAGGCCUUGCAGGCUAUCUGUGUUCCUUUUUGUGCUGCCUCUGCUACGUGUACUUUGUCUAUUUACUCUUCUUUAUCUCCUAUAUUGUAGAAGGAAUAUUGUUUUGUCUUGAAUUUCAAUAUCGUAGACAAUAAGAGAAUGAUUAUUUAAUUUGCUAGGUUCAAGAUUGGAAUUGACUGUCUGGAAUAUUAGGGGAUCUAGAUACACUUUCAGAUGUUUGAAAAAUAUUUUGAAUUUCUUUUCCAUUUGCUUUUUGAUUGACAUUCAAUUUUAGCGUUUCC
Bolinopsis microptera is the source of this 2589-nucleotide messenger RNA. Its product is annotated as maternal embryonic leucine zipper kinase-like. The transcript is spliced from 20 exons. Lineage: Eukaryota; Metazoa; Ctenophora; Tentaculata; Lobata; Bolinopsidae. Gene Ontology annotation, biological process: intracellular signal transduction; protein phosphorylation. The coding region runs from base 23 to 1867 and encodes 614 amino acids. The record is from RefSeq and is a predicted model, not a curated record. Gene Ontology annotation, cellular component: cytoplasm. Gene Ontology annotation, molecular function: ATP binding; protein serine/threonine kinase activity.